Molecule: messenger RNA, 2559 nt
Organism: Microthlaspi erraticum
Lineage: Eukaryota; Viridiplantae; Streptophyta; Magnoliopsida; Brassicales; Brassicaceae
Source: the annotation of a GenBank genome assembly
AUGUCCGGCGGGUUCUUUCGGGGUACUACCGCCGAUCAGGAUACUCGGUUUUCUAACAAGCAAGCCAAAUUGAUGAAAAGUCAGAAAUUCGCUCCGGAGCUGGAGAAUCUGGUGGAUGUGACUAAAGUGAAGAUGGAUGUUAUGAAGCCUUGGAUUGCGACUAGAGUCACUGAGCUUCUUGGUUUUGAAGAUGAAGUUCUGAUCAACUUUAUAUACGGCCUGCUUGAUGGGAAGGUAGUGAACGGUAAGGAGAUUCAGAUAUCGAUAACUGGAUUUAUGGAGAAGAAUACUGGCAAGUUCAUGAAAGAACUCUGGACACUUCUUCUAAGCGCACAGAAUAAUUCAAGCGGUGUUCCUCAGCAGUUUUUAGAUGCCAGGGAAGCUGAAGCAAAGAGUAAAGAAGCUGCAGCAAAGAAGAGACAGGAUGAAGCAAUAGAAAAAGCAGACCAGUUAGCAAGUGAAUUAGGGAAGAAGAGGGAGAGGGAACAUAAGAACCGUGAGCAUGAUAUAUCGAGGAAAACAGACAGCGGCGGUGAACCCAAGGUGACAAAUGGAAUGGGGGCAAAACCUUCAAGAGGUCGUCCGGAGGAUGAGAGAAGGGCUGAUGAGAAGAAUGGAGUAAAAGAAAGGAGAAGGGAUCUGAUAUCUCCACGUCGCAGUGAUGCAUCUCGCUCGCCCCGUAGAGGGUCACGUUCUCGGUCAAUCAGCAAAACAAACUCAGGCUCCAAUUCUGGCAGUGAACGGAAAUCUAGGAGCUUGUCUCGAUCAUCAGAUGCCUCCAUCUCACCCAGAAAGCAGAGAUCAUCGCAUGCAAGACGUAGAUCCCGGUCACGUUCCUUCCGUAGGUCUCAGUCUCCCCGGCGACGUAGAAUACAAUCUCCUCUUGGAAGCAGGUCACGGUCACCUAUUAGACGUCACAGGUCACCAUCACCACAAAGGCGCCGCCGUGUAUCUACACCUGAGAGACGCCGUCAAUCACCACCCCCUUCAAGGCGUCGCAGGUCUCCCUCGCCCUUUAGGCGGCGCAGGUCACCAUCUCCUCCUGCUAGGCGGCGCAGGUCACCAUCCCCACCUGCUAGGCGACGCAGGUCACCAUCACCACCUGCUAGGCGACGCAGGUCACCAUCCCCGCCUGCUAGGCGACGCAGGUCUCCAUUGCCCUUCAGGCGACGUAGGUCUCCUUCACCACCAACUAGGCGGCGCAGGUCUCCAUCUCCACUAUACAGGCGUAACAGGUCACGGUCACCACCGGCGGCAAAGCGGGAAAGGUCUGACUCACCAGGGAGGUCUUCGUCACCAGUGGCUAAGCGCAUGGCACCUGCUGGACAAAGGUUGCCCUCGCCUCCUGCAGGGCCAAGAUUUCCUUCACCACCCCCUAGGCGUCCAGGAUCACCUUCACCAAUUAGGGUAGAAGGACAUCGUUCAGCCAAUCAGCGUAGAUCACCAUCCGCCAGUUCAGUGUCCCCUCCUGGUAGGAAGAAUGGGUUACCAUCUCCACCUGUCAGAAGACGCAGUCCACCGACUCCUGCCAAAGAGCGAGGCUCCCUGUCACCCGCUAGACGUUCUGAAGCAGAUUCGCCUUCACAUGUCAGGCAGGGUGGAUCUGUGUCACCUGUUAGGGGUCGAGGUAGAUCUUCUCCUUCAUCUCGUCAUCAGAGAGCAGUACGCUCUCCUGUUCAGCGCAGAUCACCAGCACCUGUUAACCGGCGAAGUCGAAGAUUUCCAUCUGCUUCACGAUCACCUGAUGAUAGCCGUAGGAGACGAUCACCAUCUUCGAGCAGAUCUUUGUCUAGGUCGCCCGCAGCUCCUGUUCGUCGUAGAUCUCCUUCACCAAGUGGAAGAAGAAACCGGAGGGACAGAAGAUCUCCUGGACAUCCAUCUGAAGAACUAGAUAGAGAGGGCAUGGAUAAAAAAUCAGUGCAAGAAGUUGGGCGUGUAGACCAUGUGACGGAGCAUAAGGAAUCCGCUAGAGUAGAGAAUUCAGAAGGAAUGAGACAGGCUCCUUCAAAUAAAGUGAAAGACAGUGAGCAAGUUGAGAAAGAGGAUAAAAAGAGAAGAAAGCAUAAAAGGUCUGAGAGGGAAGGAGGAUCCUCAGAUGAUAAUGGCAGCUCUGAUUCUGACCUGGAAGAUAGGAAGGAGGCUAAAAGGAGGAGGAAGGAGGAGAAGAAAGGGAGAAAGGAGGAGAAGAAACGCAGGCGUGAGGAGAGGCGUCGUAAAAGGGAAGAACGUCAUGGUGAGAAGCUGAAACAUAAGAAUCGUGAUCAUUCUGAUUCUUCGGAGGGCGAAGCUGAGACCCGUCCUAAGAACAAAAGAGGGGAGGAGGAAUCAGAUCCAAAGAGGCUUGAGAUUGAGCUGCGAAACAAAGCAUUGGAGUCAUUGAAACAAAAUUGGACAAGUGACAAUUACUCUGCUAUUCUUGAGUGCAGACUUUAUGCAGACAUUCAUGGCUGGUCUUCUGAUGAGUAUAGUGUCAACAGUCAAGUACAAGACUUGCUUAAGAAAGUUGCUAUUUUGCGGAUCCUCUCUGAACUCAGUCAGGUUGAGUACACAAUCUCUUAA